CCCGGCCCCGCCUUGGCCGCUCUGUUCCGAAUUCGGGUCAAACCCCGGGGAAACCGGGGCAGACGAUGCGGGGGCUGUGCUCGGGAAGGGGCUCGCCCUGUCUCGGCGCGGGCGGCCCGCGCCGCCUGGUAGGCUAGGGCAGAGCAGGACGGACCCGGCUGCCCCCCACACGGGCUAAGGCCAGCCAUCCCCUCACGGCUCACAGCUGGGCUGAGCAGCAGCUGCCCCGCAAGGAGCAGCCCUGGCACCCCCCGCUGGCGGGGCAGCCCCCAGGCCCCGUGUCCCGGCACCGGCCGCGCCCCCGGCCGGUCACAGCCGCUGGCACCGCCUGAGCCCCGGCCUCCUCCACAGCUCUGCCCCCGCAGCUGCCUCACCCGGCUGCCGCUGCAGGUCCAAACAGGGGAAGAGAGAUACAGUGAUGUAACAAUUCUUGAGCCCAGAAGAAGACCAGCCUUAACACCGAACAACUAAAUUUUAGUAGAUAUGUUCAGCAGAAAGAUGCAAGAUUGCAGGUUUGCUGCCCUGGACUGUUUUAUCCCAAACUACUCCUCAAACCAUUUAUGUAGAAGACAUGCUUCAGGCAGUGCCAGAGCAAGACUUUGACUCACUGACUACAACUUCACCUAUGUCCUAGACAGGAUGGCCUGGGACUCCUUGUGCAGCCAGGACUUACGGCGGCCUAGGAUAAGAAGUGCCUCAAGCUGGAUGCCCGACAGUGGGAGCAGCACUGGGACAGCAUCCCUGGAGGAGCUGCGGCGCCUGCUCUGCACACGCACACACCCCACAGGGCAUGUGGACGAAGUCUGGCCAAACCUUUAUGUGGGAGACCUGUACGUUGCUCGUGACAAGGCGCAGCUGAGCCGCAUGGGCAUCUCCCACGUUGUGAAUGCUGCUGCCGGGAGAUUUCGCAUCAACACUGGGCCCAAGUUCUACAACGACUUGCCUGUGGAUUACUAUGGAGUAGAAGCAGAGGACAACCCAAAUUUUGAUCUCAGCAUUCACUUCUAUCCAGUUGCUCAGUACAUCAGAGAAGCACUGAAUUCCCCAAGAGUUUCUCGCACAUCCGGAGAGCGCUUCUUCAUGGACAAGAUGUCAUCAAGAAGCUGGAAUGCUGGGAAGAAAAAUGCAUAUACAGCAGUCAAAGUAGAUCCUGAUGAGGAUUAUUGUACCCCAGGAGCAUUUGAACUGGAGAGGCUCUUGUGGAAGGGCUGCCCAAAGUACACUCACGUCAAUGAAGUCUGGCCCAACCUCUACAUAGGAGAUGAAAAGACUGCGCUGGAUCGCUACAGCCUGGAGAAGGCGGGAUUCACCCACAUCCUCAACGCGGCCCACGGGCAGCGCAACGUGGACACGGGACCAGAAUAUUACAACAGCAUGACUGUGGAGUACCAUGGCGUGGAAGCAGAUGAUCUCCCCACUUUCAACCUCAGCCAGUUCUUUUAUUCGGCUUCCAAAUUCAUUGAUAAUGCACUUCAGGAUGAAAGAAGCAAGGUGCUGGUUCACUGCGCCAUGGGCCGCAGCCGCUCCGCCACGCUGGUCUUGGCUUACCUGAUGAUUUACAAGAACAUGACAGUGGUGGAUGCCAUUGAGCAAGUGUCAAGGCACCGCUGCAUCUUGCCAAACCGGGGCUUCUUGAAACAGCUGAGAGAACUGGACAUAGCACUGGCACUGCAGAGAAGGAACAGCAAGAACAGCCUAGCACCUGCUGAGCAGCAGAACAGCACCACCAUCUAG
Vidua chalybeata is the source of this 1734-nucleotide messenger RNA. RefSeq names its product dual specificity phosphatase 29 (gene DUSP29). Gene Ontology annotation, molecular function: MAP kinase phosphatase activity; protein tyrosine/serine/threonine phosphatase activity. Bases 640 to 1734 code for a protein of 364 amino acids. Gene Ontology annotation, cellular component: cytoplasm. The transcript is spliced from 8 exons. NCBI's taxonomy places the organism in Eukaryota, Metazoa, Chordata, Aves, Passeriformes, Viduidae. The record is from RefSeq and is a predicted model, not a curated record. Gene Ontology annotation, biological process: protein dephosphorylation; negative regulation of MAPK cascade.